Eupeodes corollae is the source of this 1092-nucleotide messenger RNA. RefSeq lists its product as uncharacterized. Lineage: Eukaryota; Metazoa; Arthropoda; Insecta; Diptera; Syrphidae. The coding region runs from base 202 to 693 and encodes 163 amino acids. The transcript is spliced from 3 exons. The record is from RefSeq and is a predicted model, not a curated record.
GUUACCAAACAGGCGCUUAAAUGUCAUUGCGAUCAGCUGUUGUGUUUUAUUGUGAUAUUUCUUUCCAUUGUUUUGUGAUGACAAAUAUUGUUCCUCUUAAAAUGUAAGUAUGCAUUCUUUUUAAUUGUUAUAAAUUAAGUAAAAUGUUUGUUUUCAUUAAGGUCUGCAACACAACACCAAAUAAAAGUAAUAUCCACCUUAAUGGAAUCUCAUCCCGAGCUGGCGAGAUCCUACAAUGCCUUGUCAAGCUCUGGGCGAACAUCCCAAAAAUUGUUAUGGGAGAAGCUGCCGAGGUCCCUAAUCGCAAGUGGGCCGCCAACAAAAUGUGUUGCAGAGUGGAAACGAAUUUGGACGCUUCGGAAAUACAAAACAAAAAAAAAGCUGACUCAAAACAAAAAAUCAAUUAAGAAAACUGGUGGUGGCCCAUUUGAUUUAAAGCAGCUAGAUGAAAGCGAAGAAGCUAUUGUUGCAGCUUGUGGGAUGGAAGCUGCAGUGACAGGCAUUGUAGGAGGCCUUACGUUUGGCACCACCGUGGACACACAAGAAAAUAACAAAACGGAUGCUGAUGACAUCGAAAAACUUUUGGACGACUUAACAUCUUCUCCAGCAAAUCGAGUCUCAGGCGAAGUCUUACGAGAGACUUUAAAUAAAGCAUGGACUACCCCAAAAAACACACCACGAAAAGACAAGUAAGUGGAUGAUGUUAUUAACAAGCAACUCGACUUGGAAGAAAAUUUCUUUUCCAAACAAUUGGAAGCUCAACAUAAAGCCAACGAAACCCUUGCUGAGAUACGAGAUGAUAUUUUGCAACUCGCAUAUAUCCGGGAAAAGGAGUCUGAAAGAGCUAAUUUUCUUAAAAAAGAAUAGUUGGAAAUAAGAAAGAAAGAGUUGGAGUGGAGAUUGCAAAAAUUGCCAACGACUUGAAGCUAUUAGAGCUUAACAAGACUGUGUUUUCUGUUAUGUUGUGUAUUUAUGAAGUUUUUUAUGUUGUGUUUGUGUUUUGGAUUUGAAAGUUAGCUAUUGAAAAGAAAAUAUUUUCUUGAGAUUGUUUUUUUUUUAUUGAUUUCGCUUAGCAAAAUUUGUAUUGGACUA